AUGGACGAGCAUGCUUUGGACGAGGACGCUUUGAUCAUACCCGAAGGUCCCGUUACGCGGUCCAAGACAAGGAAGCUUGCCGGAGCUGUUCAGAAGUUACUUAAUGACGUUCGGAUCAAGGAAGAAGAUCAGCUUAUGCACAAUGUCGUUACCUCAAUUUCGGCUACGAUAUUUUCUUGA
Arabis nemorensis is the source of this 180-nucleotide messenger RNA. Lineage: Eukaryota; Viridiplantae; Streptophyta; Magnoliopsida; Brassicales; Brassicaceae. The record is from the annotation of a GenBank genome assembly.